UCUCCUCGUCGAUUGCGUUGUUCUUACCAAGCACAUUCGCAUCAUCCAUUGUGUACGUCCUCGUCUCUUAUCAUGGGUGCCACGCAGUCCAUUCCAGUUGUCGGAGAGGUUGUCACAGUCGUGGACGCAGCAAGUCGCACCGUCGCAGCCGGCGCUUUGGCAGCAGCGGGGCAGUCUGACGCAGCCAAAAAGAUGAUUGACAGUGCUGGCGAGACCUUUGUCACCUACUCCGAACGCAGCGUAAUCACCAGCAACAUUCGACGCGCCUUAUCCGACGAUCAGGAAAGUGAAAGACUACUCAAUAUGCAAAAGGAUGCAUGGACGACACUCGGGGAGAACACGCCGGUGGUUGGUCACGUUGUGGGUGUUGUUCGGUACGCGCAAGGGGAUACCGAAGGUGGGACCCGGUGCAUGCUCAAUGCAACACGAACAACCGCUAUCGUUGGGGCGACUGCUGUCAGUGGCGGAAGUGCGCUCAUUGUGGGAGGCGCUGCUGUUGGAGCAGCGUUGGCGUACGAUGGUAUUGCCACGGGGGUGCAGUCUGGCAUAACGGGUGACUUUAAACCGGUUGGCCUCAUGGAUGGCAUCACAAACGCAGCAAAAUCUUGAGCAUGACGUCGGAACCCUGCAACAUGCGGCUCUUUCGAGGCCUAAUAGUGGUCACACUCCAGCUUGCGAUUAUGAGCAUGUCUCUCGAACGUUGUUCCAGUGCCGAAUU
Messenger RNA from Macroventuria anomochaeta, 718 nucleotides. RefSeq lists its product as uncharacterized. The record is from RefSeq and is a predicted model, not a curated record. Bases 318 to 557 code for a protein of 79 amino acids. Lineage: Eukaryota; Fungi; Ascomycota; Dothideomycetes; Pleosporales; Didymellaceae. The transcript has a single exon.